Messenger RNA from Thalassophryne amazonica, 1398 nucleotides. RefSeq names its product cytochrome b561 domain-containing protein 2 (gene cyb561d2). Gene Ontology annotation, molecular function: transmembrane monodehydroascorbate reductase activity. The record is from RefSeq and is a predicted model, not a curated record. The transcript has 3 exons. Gene Ontology annotation, cellular component: endoplasmic reticulum. Bases 247 to 933 code for a protein of 228 amino acids. NCBI's taxonomy places the organism in Eukaryota, Metazoa, Chordata, Actinopteri, Batrachoidiformes, Batrachoididae.
CCUUUAUCUUUCUUUUUUUUGACAGAAAGCAAGUGUGAAGAUAUGUGGACGAAAGAAUACACUCGAAGGGGUUAGCGUUAUCUGAAAACUGUAGAGCUGUUGUUUAUAAGGUAAUUUAUUAUCUUAAUAAUAGCUCGCUUCGGUUUAACUUCCGUUUCCUGGCUUCAGCAGUGGGAGACGUUUCAUUCAAAGAAAGUAGCUGUUGUUUGUAGAUGACAGACUGUGGGUCUUUUCCUGUUCGCGUUAAUGUUGCCAAAUAUGGCUCACAACAAAGAGCACGAAGCCGAGCCUCGAGUCUACGGUUACAUUAGAACAGCUUCGGUGGUACUGACUCAUAUUAUCUGUGUCACCUUCACCGUAGUCAUCGCGGUUCUCUGUAGACCGGGUAAAAGUUGGUUUUCUUGGCAUCCUUUCUGCAUGACACUGGCUUUUUCCUUCUUCAUGACGGAGGCCAUCCUCCUCUUUUCCCCCCACGGCUCCCUCGGCAGAUGGUUUUCGCACAAGACCAAAGUUCGCAUUCACUGGAUCCUGCAGUACCUGAGUGUAUCCUGUGCCCUCUGCGGACUCGCAGCCAUCAUCAAAAACAAAGAGCUGAGUGGUAAACCCCACUUCACCUCGUGGCACGGCCUGCUGGGCCUGAUCACGGUGUGUGUGGCGGUAGUGCAGGCCGUGGCAGCUAUACCCUUAAUCUACCACUCUCUAGUCAAAGGCUGGUCUCUGGCCAAACUCAAACGCUACCAUGCAGCAUCCGGACUUGUCACCUACCUGCUCGGCAGCAUCACCUUGCUCCUCGGCCUCUCCUCUGAAUGGUUCAGUGCGGCUUUUAGGGAGUCCAUUUGGUUCCUGAUAGCGUUCUGCCCAAUAGCUGCGGCUCUGGACAUAAUGAACCAAGUGAGCAGAGCUUACAUGGUGAAAAAACGCUUACAAUCGUGACAAAGGCCACAGUUGUAGAAAUACUCCAAAUACGUCAGACGUUUUCAGAACAGACUUGUAGUGUUUUUUGUUUUGUUUUUUGUUGUUGUUGCAGUCAUAUGUAAUACCUGUAAAUCUGACAUAUAUAUUGUAGACAUGCAUGUUUAUACCAGAAUGUAAUGCAUUUGAUUCCCAACCACUGAGUGACAGAGCUUUGCUUCGAUCCUUUUAAGCAUAUCAACUUUGGCCCCACCGACCAUAUAACUGUUAAGGAUGAAAGUUAACCUUUUUUCUGUUCUUUUUUUUAUGCUGCACACAAAGAAUUAAUGUUUCCUCAAUUGUACUUGACUAGUUAAUAACUAAUUUUGGCACGUUAAUAAGAUCAAAUAUAAGCAGAAAACUCCAAACUAAUAAUUAAAAAAAAAAAAAAAACGUAUAGACCUACAAGUUGGAAACGGGCAUUAACACAGUGAACUAGGUGGACAU